UAUUUAGCUCAAUAUAAUAAUUUUAUUUUAAUAUGAUUGAUUAUGAUUAUAUAAUAAAUAAAAUAUCAUAGAUUUUUUUUAUUUUUCAUUUUAUAUAACUGAAUAUAUUAAUGUAUAAUAAUAUUUUAAACUAAUUUCGAAAUUAGUGAAAAUAUUUAAAUAUAAUUUCGAAAAUUAAGAUCAUGUAAAAAUCUUAUCAAACAUAUUUGUUAGAAUUUUAAAAUAAAUAUAUUUAUAUUUAAAAUGAAAAGAUAUCAAAAGAUAUUAUGAUUAAAAUAUUUUAAAAAUUCUAUUUAUUAUUAGUCUGAAUUAAAAUAUAGUAUGAAUUUGUAUGAAUAGGUCCAUUAGGUCCAUUUUAAAAAAAAUCACACAUGAUUCAAGGUUGUGACUUCUGUUUUAAUAUAUAAGAUAUAUAUAUCUUGUUAUAUAAAUAUAUAACUUUCAUUCCCACAUGAUCAUGUCUUCUCACCAUAAGCUUUAUAGUCCACAAUUUGUUUUGCACAUACAAUUGAUUAUGCCAACUUGGGACCAUCAUUGAUCAGAUAGAGUAGAAACACAUGCAUGUAUUGUGUCUGGUUAGGUUUCUCAGGAGCUUGUCAUAAAGCCUGUCAAAGCUAAUAGUUUCUCCUUCUAUAAAAUGAAACAACGCAAUGGUAUUUUCCAUCAUUCAUUUCUGUCACAGAAUCACAGAGAGCUCUACACCAGAACUUACAAAUCUGUUCUCUUUCUUUCUCCUUCUUACUUUUUGGAUUAAAUAGAUUUUAGAAAAUGAUAAUGAACACAAAGAAGCUAAUGAAGAUGGUCAAGAAAUGGCAACAAAGAGCAGCCCUCCAUAGGAAAAGGAUCUCAUUUCAGAGGUCGAGUUCUAGUGGUAGCAGCUCAACGUCAGUAGAUAAGGGUUGCUUUGUGGUUUAUACGGCGGACAAAGCCCGCUUUACUUUUCCAAUAAGUUACCUCAGCAACUCUGUUUUCCAAGAACUCUUGAAAAUCUCUGAAGAAGAGUUCGGCCUCCCCACCGAAGGACCAAUAACAUUGCCAUUCGAUUCUGUUUUCUUGGAGUAUCUUAUCAAAUUGGUCCAGCGACGAAUGGAUGAAGAUACAGAAAAGGCUUUGUUAAUGUCAAUCUCUAGUGGUAGAUGUUCUUCGCAAUGCUCUUUGCAACUACAAGAUCAAAGUAGUUGUCAACAUUUGCUUGUAUUUUAGAGUGUAGCAGUUUCUGUAUUAGAUAGACACAGAAAUACAAAUUAUUAUCUUCAUCUCUUCUCAUCAAAGUCAACUUCUAUU
This is a messenger RNA of Brassica rapa (field mustard), 1284 nucleotides long. Its product is annotated as auxin-responsive protein SAUR64-like. The record is from RefSeq and is a predicted model, not a curated record. Gene Ontology annotation, biological process: response to auxin. NCBI's taxonomy places the organism in Eukaryota, Viridiplantae, Streptophyta, Magnoliopsida, Brassicales, Brassicaceae.